Messenger RNA from Athene cunicularia (burrowing owl), 1570 nucleotides. RefSeq names its product solute carrier family 38 member 8 (gene SLC38A8). Gene Ontology annotation, molecular function: amino acid transmembrane transporter activity. Lineage: Eukaryota; Metazoa; Chordata; Aves; Strigiformes; Strigidae. The transcript is spliced from 9 exons. The coding region runs from base 1 to 1152 and encodes 383 amino acids. The record is from RefSeq and is a predicted model, not a curated record. Gene Ontology annotation, biological process: amino acid transmembrane transport.
AUGGGGAAGCAUCCACCAGCCAAACGCUCUGAAGGGCGCUCGCUACAGCCGCCUUCCCGCACCCUCCCUGCCCCGGGAUGCUCCAAAAUGCUCCGUGGUGGGAAUUUCAUGGAUGAGGGCUCGCUGGUUUUCCUGGUGAGCGGGCUGGCGGUGCUGGGCUACGCGGCAGCUCUCAGCGCCCAGCCCACCUACCAGGGGGUCGUCCGGGCGGUGUGUGGGGCAGCAGCAGGGAAGCUCUGCGAGGUCUGCUUCCUCCUCAACCUCUUCAUGAUCUCCGUGGCUCUCCUCAGGGUGGUGGGUGACCAGCUGGAGAAACUGUGUGACUACCUGUACCCCAACGGGACGCUGAGCGGAGCCCCCCCUCCACCUCCCUGGUAUGUGGACCAGCGCUUCACCCUCUCGGCUCUCUGCAUCUUCGUCAUCUUCCCGCUCUCCGUCCCCAGGGAGAUCGGCUUCCAGAAGUACUCCAGCAUCCUGGGCACUCUGGCUGCCUGCUACCUCACCCUCGUCAUCAUCCUGAAGUACCACCUGCAGGCAGAGAGCCUGGGCUCACCCGAGCCCCCCCAGCCCUCCAGGGCCUCCUCCUGGGCCUCCAUCUUCAGCGUCAUCCCAACCAUCUGCUUUGGCUUCCAGUGCCACGAGGCCUGCGUGGCCAUCUACAGCAGCAUGCGCAACCAGAGCUUCUCCCACUGGGUCGCCGUUUCUGUGCUCUCCAUGCUCAUCUGCCUGCUCAUCUACUCCCUCACCGGGAUCUAUGGUUACCUGACCUUCGGAGAGGCCGUGGCAUCCGAUGUCCUGAUGUCCUACCCAGGGAAUGACCCGGUUGUCAUAGUUGCCCGCCUGCUCUUUGGUGUCUCCAUCGUCACCAUCUACCCCAUCGUGGUGCUGCUGGGCAGAUCAGUGGUGUGGGACCUGUGGGCACUCCCCAAGCACGGGGCCAUGGGGGUGCCCGAGGCACAUGAGCGGCGGAGCCGGGUGGCGCUGACGGUCGCCUGGAUGGCUGCCACGCUCGCCAUUGCCCUCUUUGUCCCGGAUAUCGGCAAGGUCAUUGAGCUCAUCGGGGGCAUCAGCGCCUUCUUCAUCUUCAUCUUCCCAGGGCUGUGCCUGGUGUGCAUGACCGGGACCCGCACCCUUGGGCCACGCAAAAAGUGAGUGUCUGUGGGUUCAGGGGCAGGGGUAGGGUGCGGGCAGGGUCCCUGGGGGACACCCUGGCCAAGGUGGAAGCCCCACGAGGAGGGAGAUUUGGGGCACCUGUAGGCACUGAAAGCAGGAGCACUUGCUGCGGGACACGGGGUCUGCAGUGGGGCUGAAGGGUGGGUAUGGAGGGAUGUGCCUCGGUAUCGGGGAUAUGCCCAGGCCAUGGGGAUGUGACUGGGUACUGGUGCUGUGCCUGGGCAUCAGUGGUGUGCCUGGAUGUCGGUGAUGAGGCCAGGCACUGGGGAGUUGCUCAGGUACUGGGGAGUGCCCAGGCAAUGGGGUUGUGCCCAGGUACCAGACCCCUUGCAAGGCAGUGGCUACAGGGGAAGGAUUGCCCUGGGGUUUGGAGGCACUGGGGCACCUGGUGGGGGCU